This is a messenger RNA of Nematocida major, 1293 nucleotides long. RefSeq lists its product as uncharacterized. The record is from RefSeq and is a predicted model, not a curated record. The coding region runs from base 1 to 1293 and encodes 430 amino acids. The transcript has a single exon. Lineage: Eukaryota; Fungi; Microsporidia.
AUGAAUCCUAGAGAAGAAAAGUCUAUUCUUGGCAAGUCAUUAUACACUGGUGCUGGGAAUGCCUAUGGAGAGAGAAUGAGAUAUUCUAACGAGAGAAGCCCUGCUCAAGAAUUCAAUUUUGAAGGCGGGAGCCAACAGUCUGACACGAUAAAUGGAGCUACCCUCUCAAGAAGCCAUACCAUCGGGGAGUUACCUGGGAACACUCCGCAGGAAUCCAUAACAGGUCAUGAAGAUGGAGCGUUUGCACCUGAAACAACAGGUUUAGCGCACGCAUCUUCUCAUUCGAAUGCUUCCAGCUCUGAAUCAGACUCCAAGAAAGCAUCCAUCAAAGAAGAAAUUCCCGUGGAAGAAGAAGAAAUUCCUGCGAGAGGAGAAGAAAAUCCCGCGAGAGAAGAAGAAAACGCUGCUUUUUUCGAGAGAAAUCCUGGGGAGACAAACGCAGUAACAUUUGUUCGAGCAUUAAAGUUCUACACUGACCGCAAUAAGAGCCAUCCUGAUUCUUGGAAGAAUCAUUUGCUUGAGAACAAUUCUUUCUUUUUUCCGACUGUUCUCAUUAUUCUUGCGAUUAUAUCCAUUCUGGGGAUAUUCGGGCUAGAACUUUUUGCCUAUUACGCAAGCCAGGACCCAACCAUGUUCAUCUAUCUAUUUGCAAGCAUUGCCUUGAUAAGGUCUGUCUUCUUGAGAACAUACCUAAACUUCACGGUGUUAUUCUGCCUCCUUUCCAGCAUUACUGUAUUCUUGCUCUCGAUGUUGGCUCCUGUCGCUUGGUACGCCUGGACUUUCCUGUACCUUAUAAUGGGAACUUUCUGGUUCGCAGAUGAAAGGCUGAAAAUUGGCUUCAUUGACACGGCACUUCUCUUCCUGAUGACAGGAUCUGCCGUUGGACUUGCCUCAUUUGAGGAUAUUUGCCCGUACUUCGGAAACAAUCUUGGGUUAUUCUGCGGCUUACAGGGGAUGAUUAUCCUAUUUGUUACGCUGAAUUUUGGACUUGUCUCAUACAUAAAGGAGGUUCUCGAAAUAAACAUAACCUCAAACAUCCUGAAAAAGACAGAGGGGAUGGUUCCAAUGGAUGCUAGCCAAGCCAGAAAGGUGAAUGACUUAAAUAAUUCAUUAAAAGACCUGUCAAGGCCAAUGAAGCUCAGGAGUUACUUCAUCCAGGAAAUAUUUAUGAUAGUAGUUAUUCUUGGAGUCUCCAUUCUCACAGGAUCAUGGGUCUUUGGGAUGUUUAUGAGCACGCACAAGGACAUACAAUUUGCUACGCUUGAGCAGAUUAGGCAACAUUACGUCCUAUAA